Molecule: messenger RNA, 723 nt
Organism: Trichophyton rubrum CBS 118892
Lineage: Eukaryota; Fungi; Ascomycota; Eurotiomycetes; Onygenales; Arthrodermataceae
Exons: 2
Coding region: 1-723 (240 amino acids)
Source: RefSeq, a predicted model, not a curated record
AUGAGGGGAUUUUCGCUUAUUCCUCGCCAGUUUCGUGGGGACGCGGACGAUGCUGGAGAGCCUGGAUGGCUCAGUCGACAGGUGACGGGAGCGCUGCAGUCGGUCUCGCUGAGGGCCUGCAGACACCCCAUACACACGAUCGUUGCCAUUGCGCUGCUCGCGAGUACCACCUACGUCGGUCUUCUGGACGGCAGCCUGGUCGAGUCGAGCAAUGGGGCCGGCGCCGGCCAGGUCGACGUAGCGUCAAUCGUGGGCGGAGGCAGGAAUCUACACCUGGGCCAGGAUACGCAGUGGAGAUGGCAGGUCGACAAUUCAGCUCAGGUUGAUACCAAAAAGGUGUCACAGCAUCUUGCCAUUGCAACCUUUGUGUUCCCCUAUUCGUCCUCUGGGUCACCACAGUCUCCUCCCCUUGCAGAGAAUGUGCCGCUGCCGGCCAACAGCUCUGCCAAACUCAUCCCGUAUACCCCCAAUGUUCUCUCGCCCAUUUCACAAGAUACGCACCUGGCCUACUCGCUCCCGUUCGAUGAAAUACCUUACUUCCUCAGGUCAGUGCAGGAGAUCCCUGACUCUGUCAAUGACCCCGAAGGCAUUGAGCAGAAGAAAUGGAUUAUGAAGGCUGCGCGCAGCUCGGUCUCCGGGUCUCAUGUUGCCAUGCGCAAUUGGUUCUCUGAUGGAUGGAACUCCUUUGUUGACUUGAUCAAGGUAUUUUUCUCUCCCUCCUAG